Molecule: messenger RNA, 1173 nt
Organism: Prunus mume (Japanese apricot)
Lineage: Eukaryota; Viridiplantae; Streptophyta; Magnoliopsida; Rosales; Rosaceae
Source: RefSeq, a predicted model, not a curated record
AAUCAGAAACUCUCAUUGUUAGUAUUCAUUUGUUUUUUCGCACCAAAAUGGGUUCAGAAUAGUAGACCCGUUCCUUUCAUUUCGUAUAGGAUCUAAGAAACUGUACAUUUUCCGUCACUCUCUCGGGAAAAUGUGAAACUUUUCCCAGUUAUCUCCCUAGUUAGCAAUUAUCAGGUUCCUUUUUCUCUCUUUCGAAAUUUGAUCGUGUUUUCUAGUUUAUCUCAUUGCUAUUCAAGCCCCGGUCGUGUCGAGAAUGGGCGUUGACUUUGGGGAAAAUGGCAAUUCACGUCCUUGAUGACCUGCAAGAUUUGAACUUUAGGGUUAGGGUUUGCGAAUUCUUCAGCAUCAGGGAUUUGGGUCGAUUGGGUUUUUGAUAAAUUACAGAAUUUUAAAUAGUUUCUGGUUGAAUUUGGAUAUCGGGUGUGCGUUUUUCUUGGUCGUGCUUCGAAUUUGUUAAUGGAUACGGAUGCUAAGGAUGCUACUAAUGGCUGUAAAACUGAGAAGUCGGAGACCACAGACUCUCAAAGAGUUGAGGAAAAUGUUAAUGGAGAUGAAGAUAGUGAGUCUAAUUCUUUGUUGCCGCCUCGGAGAGGCGGUAUGUCAAGGAAAACGAAUAAAACCCGACGAAAAGUGCAGUGGAAUGAUAAGAAUGGGAAUAAGCUUGUUGAGGUGUUGGAAUUCGAACCAAGCGAUGUUAGUGAUUCUGAUGAUGAAGAUGCAGAUUCUUGCAUAUGUAUUAUUAUGUAGAUAUCAUUCAGUACACGAAUUAUCAGGGUACAUUUGCUGGAUCAAUUAGGCAAUUUCUCCAAGUGGAUUUUGAUGCUUUUUAUACAAACUGGCUCUGUUUUAACCUACCGUGUCAAGGAUGGACCAAAGGUCCUGAGACCAAGGCAAGGCAGUCUCCCACGUCUUGCAUCUAAGUCUAGUACGAUUUUUUUUUUUUUUGGUUAACUUGCUGUGAGCUCUCUUACAACCAGAUGCAAACUGAGUGGACCAUCAUCUUCCGGGAGUGAAAGCAGAUAAGGAUAACGGCAAUAUGGUUUCAUAUGUAAUAUAUUAAAUACAGUUGAGAUUUUGUAUGCUUUACAAGGCAUAUUUGUAUGUUGUAUGUAUUUAGAAUGACAGAAUACUUUGAUAAUCAUCCUGUUCAAUAAAAGGUACUUCAAUUCUGUU